Molecule: messenger RNA, 783 nt
Organism: Emericellopsis cladophorae
Lineage: Eukaryota; Fungi; Ascomycota; Sordariomycetes; Hypocreales; Bionectriaceae
Exons: 4
Coding region: 1-783 (260 amino acids)
Source: RefSeq, a predicted model, not a curated record
AUGUCUAAGCUCAUCCGCCAAGCUGCGCCAGGUGAUCUCUUCGCGAAAGCCCUCAGUCGGGAUCGGUACAAGUUUAUCGACCAGUUUGAUGUUGCGCAUGUUGGCGAAAAGUACCCUGAGCUCGCCUCAGAGGACCUUGCUUGGUUAAGGAGGCGCCUUGGUCGGGCUAUAACCCAGCGCCGACACUACCUCAGUUACAUUCAAGACCAUCGCGGAAGACUCGAAGAAGGGGAUAGACGUGAUGCGAAACCCGAGUCAGGCACCCAGCAGUUCAAACAGCAGCAUCAGGAACUACAAAAAGAUAAUACGGGGCUACAGCUGACCAGCGAGCCGUCGACUUUCUUUACCAAGGCUACAAGCAUACAGCCAGGGCACAUUACAGCCGAAAUGCUCACGGUCGAGGACAAUGCCGACCUCGAGGACGAUGCGAGGUCGUACACGACAAUAUCACGCGGCCUAGACGAAGAGCUUCCAUUUGGCCCAUUUGAUCCGUCUACUUGGGAUUUUGACUUCUUUCUUGAUCCAGGUUAUCAGUUUCACCCUGAUGAAGACUGGGAUUCUGGCUCGAAAGAGAGCAUCGCUGCUGUCCGCGAGACGGUCCAGGUCAACACAGUGCACGACCUGGAUACUUGGGAGAUGACCGUCUACAUCCACGGCGAAGAGAAGUACGCGACGAGCUCGCCGGGCGAUAGCUUCUACGACAAGUAUGGCGCCUGUGCGACCAACCGCGGCUCGGGGCCCAUCGAGGUCACCUGGAGCGAUGUUUCCUUCCGGACGCGCUGA